Tigriopus californicus is the source of this 1456-nucleotide messenger RNA. RefSeq lists its product as uncharacterized. Bases 1 to 1413 code for a protein of 470 amino acids. The transcript has 7 exons. The record is from RefSeq and is a predicted model, not a curated record. NCBI's taxonomy places the organism in Eukaryota, Metazoa, Arthropoda, Copepoda, Harpacticoida, Harpacticidae.
AUGUUACUCAAAUGCACGAUUGUGUGUGUGGUGCUUUCAAUGUCCAACUUUUUUGUUCCAAUACUCUCUGACAACCGAGAAAGCCACGAAGAGGACAUCAUCCAAAGAGUAGAGCCUAAAGACCAACGAGCCAAAUAUGUCGCAGAUCCCGACCAUCACGAGUUUUACCAACCCAAGAACUCCGAAACGGCAAGAGGAAAUAGAAAUCAUUGGUCUAACGAUUCGGAUCCGACUGAAAUGGACGAGGAAGCCAUCGAUCACGAGGAAUACAUGCGAAAAGUUGCAGAAGGUCCCACAACAUCAAAGAAAUCCGAAUCCAGUACCGCGUUUACUCUGGAAACUUUGACUGAGGAGCCUUCAAAAGCUCCUCCAACCACAUCGGACACGAUCGUUGCUAACAGCGAGAAUAUGGUCCAGAUACCGGAGGGGAAAGUCCUUUUCUAUUUCCCGAUGUUGGAGUCGAAGUCCGGAGAUCGAUUGCCUUCCGUGAUUGGUGUGCCAUUGGCAUCCUUGGAACGUGGUCCCCAAUCUACGGACAUGCUAAAUAAUAGAAUGUCCGGAUCGUCAAUUUUUAACAAACCAAAGGAGAAAACGAGCCUAAACGAUGGUUCCGAGGAUUUAAAUCCAAAUAAGUUGUUUUCUUGUGUACCAAGAUACGGUUGUCGCAUGGGACUAGUUUGUGUCGACGGACUUUGUCAUGGAUGUGAAAGUACCCAGGAAUGUUAUGGAAAUGAAAUAUGCGUUUUGGGGAAACCACUCAUCAAAUUUGCAAUGGGUUUAAGUCUUGGCAUUGGUGGAGGCACUCAAGCUCGAGCUCAUUCCAAGAUCAAUCGCUCCGUGUCUCCUCGACAAUCAUCAGCACACGCUCAAGAGUUAGUUGGGCUUGAACGACUAAUCGGCUACAUGGGACAACACUUUCCGGAAGGGACCAAACGAUGUGUAGAAUGUGGCUGGAUUUCGACAAUUGACAAACAAAAACGGAGCCUAGGAAAUGUUUUUAGAUCUCAAUACCCCAAUGAAGGGUUAUCCAGGACUUUAUUCAGGAGAACCACGGACGAUUCUCAAAUCAAAAUCCGUUUCAUCAACAUAUCCCCCCUCGAGAUUGAAAUCGUUUCACGUAACGAUCAAGGCCAUGUAACACCUUUGGGAACCUUGUCCCCCCCAGUAAAGGUAUCUAAUUGCAAGGCAUGGACGGAUGUAUCAGUGACAGGUGGAGUGAUCUUGGAGGCGUGGUCCAAAGAAGAACCUCAACGAUAUUUGUACGUGGGUGGAAGAACAGAGGCAAAAGCCUCCAAAGAGUGGAGUGUUCAAGAGAGUGGGGUCCUUGUUCCAAUCGCAUGCCAACGACAUCGAUUCGAUUUGGUGGAAAAUCGAGCUUAUGACAACGGUGAACUAGAUGAUUGGUGUUUUUGAUGACAUGGUUGACAUUAAAAAGACGAGUAGUCGAGUAUUCCAA